AUGAAUACUCGAAGUGCCGCCGCAGGGCGCUCAGAGCGUGCAUCUGCUCAGAAUGAAAAUCGCGGACCGAGACGUAGUAACCGAAGAAACGACCCGGUUCAGCGUAAAACAAGCCCAACAAAGAAUAUUGUUACUAAGCCCGUCCCUGUACCUGAACCUAUUAGGGUUUUACUGAACGAUCCCGUCGCUCGCCGUAAUCCACCCCCUCAGGCUCAAGACGACAUUAGCAUCCCGUCGAUUCCACUAAAGCCUGACGAUGAAACCGAAUUCUAUGAUCCGUUUGAUUAUUCGCAACCGGAAGACUCCGGCGAAGAACUUAACGACGUCAACAGCCCCAUCGAAGAGCUUCGACUUGGUUCAGCAAUCACCAUAACACCACAGCAAAGGAUCUUGGAGCUAAGCGUUCCAGACUUAGCAAGAGCCGCUGAUAGUCUGUUUGACUGCUUCCAAGGAAAAGAAGCUGACGAUGUCUUCAAUGGAAUCUUGGCCAUCAAGCGACGUGCUUUCCACACUAUCAGAACAGAAUAUGAUGCACUUGAUCGGUCUAACACGGCACCAUUCAUUGAUUUCGCGCACUUCGUGGGUGACACUCUCACUCGAAACCAAAGCGUUAGGGUUACUCAGAUCGCACGCACCAAUGUUGUGACAGCUUACGACACGCUUUACGGGCUUGAGAAUGAGGAGACAUCGGCCAUCUUUCCUUUUCUCGAAUGCCUAAACCGGGUUUUGCCUGAAUACUUCACCCCAGCUGAUAAUAUGUUUCAAAACCCUCAGAGCACAUUACACCUACGGACCUGGUUAUUUGUCGAGGAUUAUUCUCAUCACAAGGACGAAAAGGACUUUCGGGAUCUUCUUGUUGCAUAUUUCUGCAAAGAAGAAGAAGAAAUUUUGAAGGAUUUGAACAGGUCGGGACAAGAAGGCGAAGAACGGUUUCCUUCAUAUCCACAACUUUUCUCUGGGGGUUACUUCAAAGGCCUCGGCGGUGUAGCUGGUGACGAUCACGACGUUGAUGAUCUCUGCUCAGCACGGAUCGCUGAGAUCAAGAAGAUUAUCGAUGAUAACAAGGAGGAUGGGGGAAUCUCUGAGCUAAGAAGACAUUUUCCCCUGCAUGAUUUGGUCCAAGAUCUCUUAGGAUGCUUUGAGAGCUUAUACAGAGUUUUGGAGUACGCAGAGAGCGAGAGGGUGGGUACUGAACCUUCUCAACACGGCCAGCAAGAGACUGCCUACAGCCAAGGCAAUGAUUAUGGUUCGGAGUCACAAUCAAUUGUGCGUAUGGGAAGUCAGGAGGCAGAGCCGAGUUUGUUUGUCGGGCCAAAGUCCAUUCAGGCCUUGCGUGGUGGAAGUCGAGCAACCAGUACUGUUCCCCCUUCCAACCAACAGCUUGCAGAUUUCAGAUCCGGAGUUCCCCGUGAUUAUCAUGAGCAUUCAAAUGCCGACCUCCUGGGUGGUAGCCCAUUUCCCCCCGCAAGUUCUUAUCGUUUAGCUACCCAAGGCGGGAGGGAACGAGAAAGAGGGCAGAAACGACCGCGGUUCUCCCAGGAUGAUGAAGAUGGGGAAGAUUCAUUUGAGACCGACACUCGGCGUGUUGAUCCAGCUAGGCGAGAAGAGCUACAACGACAGAUGCCGCCACCUCCAAGGCCACAACCUGUCCCACGGCGUCCUCAAAGGCAUGUUCCUGAGUCUUCAUUCUCUUCAGAUCCCGUACCCCCCCUAUCUAUGGAGCAGUCGUCGCAGGAUAUGGGGUUACGUUCAGUAUCGCAGGCGCCAAUGUCCUCCAGACCUUUCAAUGCUAUCGCAAAGGCCGCAUCACAAAGGAAAAAGGAGGUUCGUAUGGCAGAUCCAGAGCGACAAGGUCCACGGCAACGCGUUCCUUGGAGUGAGCACGACUCCCAGGUCCUUUUAGAUCUCAUCCAGGAAUACGGUGUCCGUUGGUCGUCCAUCGAAACCAUGAGUGAGCGGUUUGAAUACCCACGCAAUCAACAGGCGUACCGCGACCGUGCUCGAAACCUCAAGACGGAGAUUCUCAUGAUUGACAUGCUAUUGCCUCCGAACUUUGACGGCGUAGCUUUGAGUAAUAAAGAAAUUGCAAAGAUCAAAGGAGUUGGGAAGAAUCCGUUUCGUAAAGAGGCGGAUGUUGAUGACCAUAACAAUCCUAUCAAUACUGAGCUUGCAGAAUCCACAUUUUGA
Messenger RNA from Fusarium tjaetaba, 2187 nucleotides. RefSeq lists its product as uncharacterized. The record is from RefSeq and is a predicted model, not a curated record. The coding region runs from base 1 to 2187 and encodes 728 amino acids. The transcript has 2 exons. NCBI's taxonomy places the organism in Eukaryota, Fungi, Ascomycota, Sordariomycetes, Hypocreales, Nectriaceae.